Xyrauchen texanus (razorback sucker) is the source of this 1740-nucleotide messenger RNA. RefSeq names its product post-GPI attachment to proteins 2 (gene pgap2). Gene Ontology annotation, biological process: GPI anchor biosynthetic process. Gene Ontology annotation, cellular component: Golgi membrane; endoplasmic reticulum membrane. The record is from RefSeq and is a predicted model, not a curated record. Lineage: Eukaryota; Metazoa; Chordata; Actinopteri; Cypriniformes; Catostomidae.
AUGGCGCGGGGAUUCCCUGAGUGGGACAAACCCUGUGGAGUUUUCUGCACUAAUGUUCACCAAAGAGGUCCAUAUGAGCAUGGCAAAGAGAGACGUUCAGUGCCUUACCCCUGUUUCAUUUGCUUCACACUUCAGAAGGUUUCGAACUACCUCCCAUCCAUCAGCGCGGCCAUAAGUCUGACUCCAGAGUGCCACUUCUGCCGUUUCAGCAUCAGCCUACACGCUUAUUGGUGAAAAUGGCAUACUUUACCAUGGCAUUACCGUGGACGAUUUCCCAGGUGGCUGACAGCAUCUUCUGAGUGUCCUCAUAUUCCUCUUAGCCUCAGCGAGAAUGUAGGACUACUACUUCUCACCUAUGUCUCCUCCACUGAGACCUACAGUGUCCAUAAGAAUGGUUUCAUAUUUAUUGGGAGCUCUUUAUUACACAUGUUGUGCACCUGCAGGUUAUGGGCAGUGAUUGAGAGGUUUUCCCUUAGUGCUGAGGAGAUGAUCUCAUAUCAUCACAAGCACCGCCUUUUCCUCUUCAACAUAUGUAUCUGUCUUUUGGCUCUCUACUUCUUCAGUCGCCACAACAUGCACUGUGAACCAGGAAUUUAUACACUCUUUGCUGUGUGUGAGUAUCUGGUGGUGCUCUCCAACAUGGCCUUCCACAUGACCACCUACUGGGACUUUGGAGGUAAGGUGGUGAUGGUUGCAACACCUCCAGAGGGAAAACGCUUCUGACACAUCAUAUCCUUGGAAAUUGAGACACUAGGGCUUUGAUAGUAGUUCUCAUGCAUUUUAGGCCAAGACUGUUCAAUAAAAUUGUGUGUGUGUAGGAGAGAAAGAGAAUGUUUACAUUGUCACACACACAUUGUGUUUGACCUGAUUAAUUAAAAUAUUUAAAAAAGGGUUUUAAAGAUGAUUAUCAGUGAUCUUCCUGUAUUUAAAAUUAUUAUUAUUUUAUUAUUAGUCCAAUAUAUUGACUGUUUUUUUUUAGUCCUGUACAAUUUAAACUGCCUUUUACAGAAGCUGAAUUGCUUUUACUCAAAAUAGUAAAGUGGCAUAUCUGUCUCUUUCUGAUUGGUGUUCAGCAGCAAAGAGUUUGUUCACUAAACUUUGACUUUUAGUUCAUAGACUAUAAGGUGAAAAGUCUUAGACCGCCUGUUGAAGUUUGAAAUGUAAUUGAACUCCAGGAAAUGACAGUGGACUUCAAUUUCGAAUUUGUUGCUUUGCAGUUACUGUUUCACAAGUGCCAUAGCAACAGUAUAUAAAAAAAAACAAUUGUGCAUUUGCAGCCUGCAACAUAACACUGAGGCAAAAACCUUAGUCGAAAGACAUUUUUCUUCCUUUGUAAACGUUAGUGUAAAUCAUGUGAAAAGUAACUUUCACUGCUUUUUUGCACAGCAUUAAUGUAUAUUUGUAUUUAUUUAUAUGGUCAAAUAUAGUAAUAUUAAUGGUCAUAAAUAUGAAUAGUCCUUUUAUUUAUAUAUAUAUAUAUAUAUAUAUAUAUAUAUAUAUAUAUGAGUUGCUAUUACUUGAACGCAAGGACUGGAACGCUGCAAAUUAAUGACUCUUAUUUUGUAGAUUCUAAAAUAUUGAUUAACUAUGGCAUUUUUUCAUCAGUGCCCAAGUUGAGCACGAUAAACAAGACUGUAUAUAAUAAUACUCUUUAUGAUGUGCCAAAAUCUUGUUUUGAAAUUGGUGUCAUAAAUAUUUUGAUUUAAACUGACUAUAUGUAAUAAUUUCUCAAAGGGACAU